AUGCACUACCGCUGCGUUACUCAACAAGGAAUUGAAAUUGUGGGUGUGCAAGUUGAUUUAAUAAGAAAUUUGAUGUCUAAAAUUAAAGAUGGAACAGCAGAUUCUGUUUUAAAAAAAACGGAGAUGGCAUUACGUAUGUUGAGAACUGGAGAAGCAUCCACUCAAAAUCUUUUACCUGAUAUAAAGAUAAUUAAGUAUUACUGGUCUGGUCAAGAUGGCUCUUGUCUUACUGAAUUCCUCUUAGAAAAAUGCCACGCUAUUCAUGGUAUUAUCCGUCGUUCUUCUUCGUUCAAUACUGGUAGACUUGAACAUUUAUACAAAGAUCAACAUGAACGUCCAAAAUUGGCUCUCCAUUUAUGGAAAGCUGACAGAUUUCAUAUUGUUUCACAAGUGCUUCCAACUGAAAUUUAUAAUCCUGGAGGUGAUAUAGAUGGUUUGAGAACUUUACGUUUAUUAGAUGCCAUCAGAAUUGUUGCAUACAAUAUGUUUGCUUGUAAUGGUGUUUUAUUCAAUCACGAAUCUCCACGUAGAGGUCGUACUUUUGUAACUCGUAAAAUUUCUAGAGCCGUAGCUGAAACUCACUUAAAUAAACAAAGUUGCAUAUAUCUUGAUAACAUUGAUUCUAAGCGUGAUUGGGGUCAUACAAGAGAUUAUAUUGAAUUUGUUGAAAAAUCAUUUGCUGUAAUUAAUAAAACCAUUGUUUGGAAAAGCGAGGAUGAAAAUAUGGUUGGAAGCGAAGUUGACGCUGGAAUCGUUCGCGUACGCGUAGAUCCAAAAUACUUCCGUCCAACCGAAGUUGACCUUUUGCUUGGUAAUCCUACUAAAGCUUAUAAUAAACUUGGUUGGAAACAUAAAGUUGAUUUUGAUCACUUGUAA
This is a messenger RNA of Entrophospora candida, 876 nucleotides long. NCBI's taxonomy places the organism in Eukaryota, Fungi, Glomeromycota, Glomeromycetes, Entrophosporales, Entrophosporaceae. The record is from the annotation of a GenBank genome assembly.